CGCCCACAAACUCACUGACUUGACAGCUGAGCAAAGGCAGCAGGACUCCAACCUACGCAGCCAAACACACUGCAAGAUAUCUGCCAGCCUUAGAUCAAAAAGUCGGGCUACGUUUGGGUACACGGCCGUGGUGAACAUGUCUGAGACGACUGGAGACGUGAAGGAGGAGGUUAAACAGGCGAGCAAGGAAGUGAAAGAGAGCGAAAACGCAGCGGAGAAAUACUCAGCCAUGAGCGUGAGCAGAAACAGCGAGCUGAACUGUGGAGAGCUGUCGUCGAUGAGAGCCGUGCCCACUCACAAACCAGUGAAAAAGCAAAUCCAAUUUGUAGAAGAAAAGCAGGAGUUCAGCAGGUUUCCCACCAAAACAGGUCGACGCUCGCUGUCCCGCUCAAUCUCUCAGUCCUCCACAGACAGCUACGGCUCCGCUGCGUCGUACACGGACAGUUCUGACGAUGAAACCUCACCCCGGGACAAAACGCAGGUCAACAGCAAAGGCAGCAGUGACUUCUGCGUCAAAAACAUUAAGCAGGCCGAAUUCGGCCGGCGUGAGAUUGAGAUAGCAGAGCAAGAUAUGUCAGCGCUGAUCUCACUCAGGAAGAGAGCACAGAGUGAGAAACCGUUGGCUGGUGCCAAAAUUGUGGGCUGCACUCACAUCACUGCUCAGACUGCAGUGCUGAUUGAGACUCUUGUGGCUCUCGGAGCUCAGUGUCGAUGGACUGCAUGUAAUAUAUACUCAACGCAGAAUGAAGUUGCUGCAGCGCUGUCAGAGGCUGGUGUGGCUGUGUUUGCUUGGAAGGGAGAAUCGGAGGAUGACUUCUGGUGGUGCAUUGAUCGCUGUGUCAACACUGAGGGUUGGCAACCUAACAUGAUUCUUGAUGAUGGAGGAGAUUUGACACACUGGAUGCACAAGAAAUACCCAAAUGUCUUCAAGAAGAUCCGAGGCAUAGUAGAGGAGAGUGUCACAGGUGUUCACAGGUUGUAUCAGCUAUCUAAAGCUGAAAAACUCUGCGUGCCAGCUAUGAAUGUAAAUGACUCUGUGACGAAGCAGAAGUUUGACAAUUUGUACUGCUGCAGAGAGUCUAUUUUGGAUGGCUUGAAGAGAACCACUGAUGUCAUGUUUGGAGGCAAACAGGUGGUCGUAUGUGGGUAUGGCGAGGUUGGAAAAGGUUGUUGUGCUGCUUUAAAAGCUUUGGGGGGCAUUGUCUACGUGACAGAGAUUGAUCCCAUCUGUGCUCUGCAGGCCUGCAUGGAUGGAUUCAGGGUGGUCAAGCUAAAUGAAAUUAUUCGCCAUGUUGAUAUCGUCAUCACAUGCACUGGCAAUAAAAAUGUGGUGACAAGGGACCAUCUGGACCGAAUGAAAAACGCGGCUCUCGUUUGCAACAUGGGCCACUCCAACACUGAGAUUGAUGUGGCAAGUCUCCGGACGCCUGAGCUGACCUGGGAGAGGGUCCGCUCUCAGGUGGAUCAUGUCAUCUGGCCUGAUGGAAAGAGAGUCAUCCUCCUGGCUGAGGGACGCCUUCUGAAUCUCAGCUGCUCUACUGUCCCCACCUUUGUAUUGUCCAUUACAGCCACUACUCAGGCCCUGGCCCUAAUAGAAUUGUACAAUGCUCCUGAGGGACGUUACAAAAAGGAUGUUUACUUGCUUCCUAAAAAGAUGGAUGAGUAUGUUGCCAGUUUGCAUCUGACUACUUUUGAUGCUCAUCUGACAGAACUUAGUGACGAGCAGGCCAAGUAUCUGGGUCUGAACAAGAAUGGCCCGUUUAAACCCAACUACUACAGGUAUUAGGCUGUCAACCUCCACACCACUGAACAUUUACAGCAUAUGUUGACAGUUUCUGGUAUUACCAGUCCUCCAGACUUCAGAAAGGGUUAUGUAUAUUGUGUCUUAUACUCUUGACAUGAGGCACACAAAUAUUUAGAUUAAUUUUAGUGGUGGCAGAUGAGAUGCAUGUGGCACACUGCCAAAUUUAAAAACUAAGCAUAUCUACAUCAUUCAGACGUCUGAUUAUAGUCUGAUUUUUUUCUCUUUAAAUACCUGCUGGUUCCUGUCUGAAAGCUAUUCUAUAAUAUCAAUAUAAUGUGCCAAAUGAUGUGAGAAAUGUGAGAGUGGAGGGUUAAAUUGAAAUGUGAAUGAUUAGAAACCCCUUUAACUUUCAGAGCACUAUUUUUUAUUAUUUAUGGGAUAUAAACACUGUAUGAGACCCCUACACAAGACAAAAAUGUGUGCUUUGUACACGCGUACAAGCACACAUGGACACAUCACUCUGCUGCUCACUGACCUUUUUAAAAAAACAAAAAAAAAAAAACAACAACAUUAAGCUCAUUGUUUUAGCUCUAUUUUCACGUUUUUGCAUAAAACUGUUUGCAAUUUUUCCAUGUUCUGAUGUAAACUUCUGACCGGAGGAGAAGUAUUUAGUUCUGGACCAAAUCUGAGUUAAAAGGCCAAUUAUUGGACUUACAUUUUCAACAUAUUUUAAUGUAAUGUAAGAUGUUUCUGGGUCUUUACAGCAGGCUGAUUUACCAGUUGAUUUAAAACUUGUAAAUCAAAGCUUUGUUGCUUUGAGUCUGUGAUUUUUAAAAAAUAUAUAUAUUUUUUUUCUACCAUUCAAUGGCCAAAAAUCUUUAAUUGCUGCUUUAAAGUUGUUUUUUUUACUUUGGUAUUAAAACAUAUAAUCACACAAAACAUUCCAUCCAGAAGAGAGAGAGAGAACGAGGAAAUGUCACAAGCUUUAAAGUAUCAUCACUGUUAUCGCUAACCUGUAGAUAUAGAAAAAGAAAAAAGAAAAAAAAAGUACAUUUACUGUUGACUACUGCAAGCAAAGUAGACAAACUUGUCAAUAACUGUCUUUAAAAUGUCCAUUUAUGAAGUUUUGUACCUUGGGGGAAAUUAGCUGUGCUUCAGGGCAUUCAGAACUCUCAGAAUACUUUACAUGUAAAUAUGUUUUACCAGUUCUGCUUUGCGUAUUCAUGUAAACUUUUAUAUUCUUUUAAAAAUAUAAUUUACAAUGGAGCUGAACAUGACUUCAGACACUUUGAUACUCAUUUAUUAGGUUUAUCUGUCCAAAAAUAAAAGACUUUAGUUGUUCAAAUUCUGUGUAGUAUUUUUAUUGACUGUACAUGCAACAGCCUGUAAUAAUUUACUCAUGGUAUUCUGUCAGACAGAGGACUUUGGUCUGUUAGUAAAGCUUGUUUGUUCUUCUUUUCUCAAGAUUUGUAAUAAUAUAGCUAAAAUUUGUUAAGAUAUCAGCACAUCUAACCAAGCAGUAGUGUUUUACCUUCUGUGUCAUGUUGUGCUUGCUGUGUUUCUAAUAACACGACUAACUUGUUACAUGAGGAUUCUUAGUCUUAUAAAGCCUUAAGUAAUGUUUUGUGAGGCUUUCAAAAUGGAGGGAAUAACAUUUACCUCCUUAUUUCCUCAAAUAUAUAUUUUUUAUUUGAGAACACAUUUAAUGGGUAGAUUAAUUUAUUUAAAACUGUAUAAGGUGAAACUUGUUUUGUUUUGCUGAAUUUUAAGCUCUUUAACAGAAAUUAGGUAGGUUCUGUGAGUCUGGCAGUGGCGCUCAGGCGGGGACAAAACACAGCACGUCAAUAGGCAUAUUAAGGUGCUAGUGGAUUUUGAUCAGACUUUAUUCCCGGCAGUUGAAAAAGUGUUAUUGUCCUCACCUAGGUCUUUUCAUUUUAUGUUUUUAAAGUAAAGCUCCACAUGCUUUACGGGCAUUAGAGCCAGGGACACUCAGUGAGCACAUCAUUGUCAGCGAAAUAAGGGCUGUAAUUAUGGUUACUACUCAGUUGACGGUGCCUUGUUACUCACUUUUAUUCACAAAUAGAGCGUUCACACGAGUAGUUGUCGUUCAUCAGUACACAUUUAUAGCUAUGCAAUAAACCCCUGAUCUGCGCUUCUGUUAGAAGUAUUUUACCUCUGCUGCAGCGGUGCAAUGUCAAAUCUGUGUUCAAACAUUAUUCAAAGAGAUAUUCUAGGUGUUUUAAGACAGAAGGUACCAAACUUUAAGGCUCUUUUCUUUAAAAAAACCUUCUGACAUUGUAUAUUUUUCAUCUCAGUUGUAUCUUUUUCCUUUACAACCAGAGGCACUUAUUUCAUUAUGGCACUUAAAAUUAAUUUCUUUUUUUUUUUUACCAAAAAACAGUGGUCAUUGGUUUGAGUUUCAACUCGGAGAUAAAAGAAUGUGUUAUUACAGGCAUGCUGAAUUUAAUAAACAUACCACUGUUGUUACAUAUGGGUACAACAUUCUGUAAAUUAUAUGAGUUACACUGUACACUUAUGUUUUGCAUUUCAUCAGUCUACACAAUGUUUAAAUUGUUGUGCACAAUUUCUUUUAAUAAAUGAUUCAAAUUUGAAA
Messenger RNA from Cololabis saira (Pacific saury), 4358 nucleotides. Its product is annotated as S-adenosylhomocysteine hydrolase-like protein 1. Bases 137 to 1786 code for a protein of 549 amino acids. Gene Ontology annotation, biological process: L-methionine cycle. Gene Ontology annotation, cellular component: cytosol. The transcript is spliced from 18 exons. NCBI's taxonomy places the organism in Eukaryota, Metazoa, Chordata, Actinopteri, Beloniformes, Belonidae. The record is from RefSeq and is a predicted model, not a curated record.